AAAGAACAAUGCACCUUUCAUGAUUAAGGUGCAGUUAGGAAAUAAAAAGUCAGGAGUGGUUGUGGAUCCUAGUCAUGAAUUUUCUAGUUUUGCUCUUCAUCAGGUUUUACAUUUUACUUCAGAGCAACGUUUGUUUGUCAAGGUUUUGGCUCUUGAGGAUGAGGAAAAUAAAUUGAGGAUUUGUUUUCAUCAUGAUCCGAACAUUAGAAUGGGAACUUACUUGAUGAAGGAACAAUUGAUUAAUGAUUUAAAGCCGAACAAGGUUUAUACACUGAUUAUUCAGGAUACUAGAGAUGUAAAAGUGGAAGAUCUAACAACAGAGGAAUUGGAUGAAAUCAAACGACUGUUCGAUGAAAUGGAUAAAGGUAGAGUAGUUAUUAAUAACAACUCUUAAGGAAAACUCUAAUGUUUGAAAAUGUAGAUAAAUCUGGAUGUAUUUCACUAUUGGAAGUCAAGAACUUUUACAAAAAUGAAAUGGAAAUCAAUAUGAGAGUGAGUCGUAAAGUUGCCGAUAGAAAGAUUCAAAAACAUGUAAUAUUUAGAGAAAGAUAUGAAAAGGACUAUGAAAAUGAUUGUAAAUUUUUCAAAUCCAUCAUGGACAGUAACAUUUCUCAUUUUAUGCAACAGGAUACAGAUAAUAAUUCACGAGUUACAUGGGAUGAAUUUUUGAAACAUCAAGCAAAGGUUAAAAUUUCACAACGAAGAUAAUCAAUAUGUAUAUUAAUGUUAGAUGGUUACAUCAUCAACACUUCAACACUAAGCAAACACUAAAACAUCAUCUUUCCAAUAAAUUUGAUUCAUUCCUUUGUGAUUGUAUUAGCAAUAACGUUUCCUUCCACUAAGCAACACAAACCUCAAAGAACGGAUUAAGAAGCCACUCAAUAAUUCAACGCCACCAUAAACAGCCUCCUUAAUACGAGAACUAUCAAUUAAUGAAUAAUUUCCAGAACAAUUUUUCGCUUUGUAGACUUGUAUGUUCCCCAUUUUCUCCAAAUAUGAACCUUCCAUGAAUAAAGAAGGCAUUUCUU
This is a messenger RNA of Naegleria gruberi, 1028 nucleotides long. RefSeq lists its product as uncharacterized. NCBI's taxonomy places the organism in Eukaryota, Heterolobosea, Eutetramitea, Acrasida, Naegleriidae. The transcript has 2 exons. Bases 20 to 394 code for a protein of 124 amino acids. The record is from RefSeq and is a predicted model, not a curated record.